This is a messenger RNA of Exaiptasia diaphana, 1493 nucleotides long. RefSeq lists its product as uncharacterized. Bases 275 to 595 code for a protein of 106 amino acids. NCBI's taxonomy places the organism in Eukaryota, Metazoa, Cnidaria, Anthozoa, Actiniaria, Aiptasiidae. The record is from RefSeq and is a predicted model, not a curated record. The transcript is spliced from 5 exons.
CUUCUUAAGACAGUAAUAAAUCUUCCGUUAGCAAACAUUACAUGCAUUCACCAAGAAAAACAUUGAAAACUGCUGUCAUUSUAUAGUCGAUAACAAAAUAUUCGCAAUACGCAUGCUCAGUACGUAACCUUCAGCGUUGGACAUGACGACAUGUUUGAUGCGCCGASUAGUGAGUGCUGCAUCUAUCGGAUUGUUAUCAUCCAGUUCUUGAUUAAGCUUGUUGGUGCAGAUACAGUGUUUUUAUUAGUGUUCACAACCGAAGGAGAUCACGAAUAUGGUAACCUCUAUUGGGAUUGUCUGGCCAGUUUUGGUUUUAUUAGUGUCCACGACCCAAGGAGAUCACGAAUAUAAUGAUGACGAUUUCCAACACCAUAAAGACCCAACGGACGAAUCAGAUGAAGGCCUUGAAACAGGAGAAAUUCUAGCGUUGAUCAUUGGUGUUUUCGCGGGUGGCGUCACGUUUGGUCUAACCAUAAAAUGUUUCUGUGAAGACUGUUGCAAGAAUUGUUGUAACUACUGGUUCAAUCAAGGGAAAGUGAAUGUCCAAGAUGCAGAAUAUCGAACUGAUGGUCGAAGACUUGCCUGGACCGCUUGACUGUUGGACACCGCGGUAGUGUACGAUAAGAGUACUUACUAGAGUAUUCCGCCGCCCAUAGAUAUAAGAUUAACAUGUCUACUAGAGGCAAAGUGCAAAAAGUGACUUCAAGAUCUUUCUGAGUUAUAUACUUGUUUUGAAGCAUUCUUUAUUUCAAAAGCCAUGGAGCACACCGUGUCCAGGCAACGUUAAGUGUGUCCAGGCUACGUUGAGUGUAUGGUAUUGUGCCUGGACACGGUAAUUAGCCUGCUAAAAUACGAACAACCCACACGGUUUUGUUUCUUCGUAAACCAUGAGAGUAAACAUUGAAUAGGAUAAUGACCUCGCUCUAUGCAUUAGAGUACAAACAUUAAAUGUGUGCAACACUUUCCACUAUUUACUAAAAAAUAGUGUUGAUUAAACAAUAGAAAACAAUAGAAUUACCAUAAUUUAGCAGUAUUCAGUGGUAUUUAUGUUGCAGUUUUAGUAUUUGCGCUCUAUCCUAUACAUAAUCCUCAGAGCUCGACCAUUAUCCAAUACAUACUGUGCAAGAAGAAAUCUGGUGUUAUUAAAAUAGUCCAAAACAAAGAAAAAAUGCGCACUUCUUCGUAAAUACGCAAUCAAGAGUAAACUAACCUUACAGGAAUUACAUCUGCUAUUUACUAGUAGUACAAAUGCCCUUUUUGUACCUCUAAGUUGGCAGCAUCUUGUUAUUCACGUUAAAUAGUAAAUAUACCAAAGAGUAAUGUUAUUCAUUGAGUGUUGUGGCAACUCAUAACAUCUGAUCACGUGACAGGUAUAUUAAAGUCGAAAUACUGAGACUCUAAAGUUUUGAUAAGUGCUAGUGUGUUUAGGGGUUUCUGCCUAUUUGUUUUGCACAAUUCUCGACAAUCUUUUUACCAUAUAAAUAUACCUGAAC